This is a messenger RNA of Pseudogymnoascus destructans, 814 nucleotides long. RefSeq lists its product as uncharacterized. The transcript has a single exon. The coding region runs from base 130 to 456 and encodes 108 amino acids. NCBI's taxonomy places the organism in Eukaryota, Fungi, Ascomycota, Leotiomycetes, Thelebolales, Thelebolaceae. The record is from RefSeq and is a predicted model, not a curated record.
CCUUUGGCUCUUUUUCCUAAGACAGUGUGUUGUCUUAGUAAAAUCAUCCCUUCCUUGGGUGGCUAGAUUCUCACAUCUGGUACCAUUACAGAGGCGACUUAUGCGCCUACUGGCAUCGAGCAUGUCGCCAUGAAGCUGGACAGUUUCUAUGGCUAUGUGCCCAAGUCCGAUGUUGUUGGGGUCGAGGUGAUCGAUGCAGACCUCGACCGGAUCCAACAUGAAAUCGGAAUGCUGAGCCCUAUGGAUCGCCCCUCUGAAGGAGCGAAACUCUCACUGCUUUUCCGAAUCAUGAGAGCAAGAGGGAGUCGGUACGACGCCGUCAUUACUCAAAUCAAGCUCUCUAAGGGCCAAUCGUACGACUCUGCCAUUGGAGAGAUCGCCAACUUCGAGCGCCAUCUCAUCGCGCCAAAGCCCCAAAAGGAGACAGCACUUCGUGCAGGUGGAAUCAGAUGCUAGGCCCACUGCUGGCAAGGGCAGUGGCUGAACACAAGGAAGCAAGCCUCGUUUCUCCGGAUACUGCUUCUACUGUGACAAACCCGGUCACAGGAAGUCUGAAUGCCAGACCAGAAAAAGGGACCAGAAGUCUGAGAAGAAAGUGGGGGAAGCCUCCACAGGACCCCUCGCAACACCAACCGCUGGAAAGGGGCUCUCGCCACCACCACAGCAGGCUACGAAUAUGGCCAUUAAGGAACCUCACGAUGGCCCAGUCGUGAGGGCAUGGCUUGCCGCUACGGAUAUUGACAGCGCUACCAGUCGAGCUUCCAAUGCCGUGACGUGGAUUUUGGAUUCGGAGUGCACGAGGCAUAUGACAUUU